AUGAAUGCUCUACAUCCGUUCCUGGAUCAAAAUGGAAUAAUACGAGUAGGAGAAAGGUUGAGACACGCAGGGCUGCCUGAAGAAACAAAACAUCCAAUCGUGAUUCCAUCCUCACAUCAUUUCACCAAAUUGAUAAUAAUAUAUUAUCAUGAAAGGCUGUUUCAUGCAGGUGCUCAAACAACACUAAACACCAUUCGUGAAGAAUUUUGCCCUAUAUCAGCAAGGAGUAGGAUUAAGGAAAUCUUACAUAAAUGUAUAAGGUGUCGUAAAGCAAACCCAAGGGCUAGCUGGCAAAUCAUGGGACAGCUACCUUCGGUUCGAGUCAACAUCAGCCGACCCUUUACAAAUAGCGGAGUCGAUUAUUGUGGUCCAUUUUAUGUACGGGACCGUAUUCGUCGUAAUGCAAAGCACCACAAGGCUUAUGCAGCCAUCUUCGUGUGUAUGGUAACAAAGGCUGUACAUAUAGAGUUAGUGGAAGAUUUGACUGCGGAGUCAUUUAUCGCUGCCUUGAAGAGGUUUGUAGCGCGAAGAGGAAAAGUGAGUAACUUAUAUUCGGACAACGGCAGGAAUUUCGUUGGAGCAGAACGCAUAUUGAAACAAACGUGGGAAAAAGAAGAUUUCAAGGAGUGCAUUCAAAGGUUCGCGACUGCGGAAAAAAUGAAUUGGCAUUUUAUACCAGCAAGGUCUCCGCAUUUUGGUGGCAUCUGGGAAGCAGCGGUGCGCUCUAUGAAAUUACAUCUCAAACGUACAAUCGGCGAAACAUCCUUCACGAUAGCCGAAAUGACAACUAUCUUACCUCAAAUUGAGGCUGUACUCAACUCCAGACCGUUAACACCAGUGUCAGACGAUCCGAACGAUAUGAGAGCUUUAACCCCAGGACAUUUUUUAAUUGGGGAAAAUUUACAAGGAUAUACGGAGCAAGAAUUGAAGGGAGUACCGGAUAACAGACUAUCAAGAUGGCAACGCGUAGAGCAAGUGCGACAACAUCUGUGGUCCAGAUGGCAGAAGGAGUACUUAAACACUUGUCAGCAACGAGGCAAAUGGAAAACGGACUCUAAAGAAACGUACCAAGUUGGACAACUUGUCAUGGUAAAGGAUGCUCAAAGCAUGCCUUUAAGGUGGACACUAGCGAGAAUUAUGGAGGUACAUCCUGGAACGGAUGAUAGAGUAAGAGUUGUCACCUUGCUCACAGAAAAGGGCGUUUAUAAAAGAGCGAUAACAAAUAUUGCGCCUUUAUUAGAAUAG
This is a messenger RNA of Trachymyrmex cornetzi, 1245 nucleotides long. RefSeq lists its product as uncharacterized. The transcript has a single exon. Lineage: Eukaryota; Metazoa; Arthropoda; Insecta; Hymenoptera; Formicidae. The coding region runs from base 1 to 1245 and encodes 414 amino acids. Gene Ontology annotation, biological process: DNA integration. The record is from RefSeq and is a predicted model, not a curated record. Gene Ontology annotation, molecular function: nucleic acid binding.